Molecule: messenger RNA, 333 nt
Organism: Ostertagia ostertagi
Lineage: Eukaryota; Metazoa; Nematoda; Chromadorea; Rhabditida; Trichostrongylidae
Source: the annotation of a GenBank genome assembly
AUGAAGGAGAUUCGUCGGCUGCUCACGGAAAACCAAGCAGCGGCAACAUCGAUUGUUGAGGAAACCAAGAAAAAGUUAGAGACCUCUCUGUCACACGACGAAGGCGACGAGUCCGUGGCAAGUGACGCCAAUACCAACUCGGAAUCAAAGCCUUCGUCUGAGACUAAUGGCACAUGCUCCGAGGCAACUACGCAGAUUUCCGUGGACGGUAUUGCUAGCGACGAAGAGCUGGAGCUGGACGAAAAUGAGGAAAAGAAUCACAGACGGAUAUAUGCGAGGACACUUCCGAAGUGCAGAGUUGAAUCUACAGUGAGUUCCCUAACUCUGUCGUAG